AUGGAUCUUGUCUAUGAUGGUAUCUACAGAAUGUAUUUAUUAGGUGAAUUUGAACUCCCAAGAAGUAAUUUAAGUCUAAGUCUUGUUGAAUAUUGCAUUUGUGAAAUGAAGAAUUUAAAGGAUUUAGUUGAUGAAAAUAUCAAAAGGGUUCCCCCUUUCUUACUAUUGCAAACUGGUGAUCAAACUCCAACUAUGUGGGCAUCAAUGACAAGAAAGACAUUGGCAACACCUAAAAAA
Entrophospora sp. SA101 is the source of this 237-nucleotide messenger RNA. NCBI's taxonomy places the organism in Eukaryota, Fungi, Glomeromycota, Glomeromycetes, Entrophosporales, Entrophosporaceae. The record is from the annotation of a GenBank genome assembly.